Molecule: messenger RNA, 865 nt
Organism: Lolium perenne
Lineage: Eukaryota; Viridiplantae; Streptophyta; Magnoliopsida; Poales; Poaceae
Product: dirigent protein 5
Source: RefSeq, a predicted model, not a curated record
UUGAACACCACAAUAGCACGAUCGAGCUGCCAACUUAGCUAAGAGUUACUUCAUCACAACCCACAAUGCAAGGCCUCGCAGCAUCUUCCAAGCUGUCUCUGAGCGUAGUGGUCGUGCUGUUUCUUCUCGGCUUGGCUAGCGCCGCCGCCCAUGGCAGGAAAAGGAUCGUGUCAAGCAGCUCCGACGAGCCGUGCACAAAGAUGACGCUCUACUUGCACGACAUCCUCUACGACGUCGUCAACAACACGGCAAACGCGACAUCCGCGGAGGCGACCAAACCGACGGCGCUGAGCAAGAGUACCUUCUUCGGCGAGCUGGUGGUGUUCGACGAUCCCGUGACAGAAAGAAACGCGCUACCCGUUGGGAAGGAGGUGCCGGCGGCGCGAGGGCAGGGGUUCUACUUCUACGACAAGAAAGAGUCAUUCAACGCAUGGUUCGGCUUGUCCCUCGUGUUCAACUCCACGACGCAUAGGGGCAUAAUCAACCUCAUGGGCGCCGACAUAAUGAGCCAGAAAACGCGGGACAUCUCCGUGGUCGGCGGCACCGGCGACUUCUUCAUGACACGGGGCAUCGCCACCCUCCAGCUCGACGCAAACGAGGGAACAGCCUACUUCCGCCUCAAGAUGGACAUCAAGCUCUAUGAGUGCUAUGUCUGAUGCCGGUAAGAAAGUUAUCGAAUGUGUGCGAACGUGUGCCAAUAAGGAGAGUGAUAUGUUGCUGAUGUUUGUUUUAAUGUUGAGCAUGGUGUGGGGAGUUGCAUUGCAUGCAUGGGACUAUGUAUUGUGUGUCAUUGAUGUAUACGCCAUAACAGUUUGACUUGUACUGUGUGUUUAUUUCUAUUUUUAUAAAGACAUGUUCUGCAGUA